Messenger RNA from Nicotiana attenuata, 2953 nucleotides. RefSeq names its product 5'-3' exoribonuclease 3-like. Gene Ontology annotation, molecular function: 5'-3' RNA exonuclease activity; RNA binding. The coding region runs from base 162 to 2615 and encodes 817 amino acids. The transcript has 23 exons. The record is from RefSeq and is a predicted model, not a curated record. Lineage: Eukaryota; Viridiplantae; Streptophyta; Magnoliopsida; Solanales; Solanaceae. Gene Ontology annotation, cellular component: nucleus. Gene Ontology annotation, biological process: nuclear-transcribed mRNA catabolic process.
AUGUUGCCAUGGUUUCAAACUCUUAUAAAAUCUUCUCUUUUCCAGGAAAAAACCCAUUCUGUUAAUUGGCAUACAAAACCUUAAACCCUAGCUCAAACCCCUCUCCCUCGACUCUAGUCUAGUUUCUUACAACAUUCAGAAAAUAUCCGAACAAGCCUCAAAUGGGAAUACCUGCAUUCUAUCGUUGGUUACUGGAGCGUUAUCCACAGUCUGUUGUUGAGGUUAACGAAGAAACCCCAGCCGUCAUUAAUGGGGUCACUGUCCCAAUUGACACUAGCGACCCUAAUCCCAACGGCAUUGAAUUCGAUAAUCUCUAUUUGGAUAUGAACGGAAUCAUUCACCCUUGUUUUCAUCCAGAAGGCCUGCCUGCCCCGGAGACACAUGAGGAAGUCUUUAAAGCGGUUUUCAAGUACAUUGAUAGAAUAUUUUCAAUUGUUAGGCCUCGCAAGCUUUUAUACAUGGCGAUUGAUGGUGUUGCACCACGUGCCAAAAUGAAUCAACAGCGUGCGAGACGUUUCAGAGCUGCUAAAGAUGCUGGUGAUGAAGCCUCUGAUACAGGGAGAAUAAGAGGGAAUGAUGAAACAGAACGGGAAGAUUUAAGUACUAAAAGGUUGGAUUCAAAUGUUAUUACACCUGGAACGAAAUUCAUGGAACUGCUGUCAUCUGCACUUCAAUACUAUAUACGUUUGAAAGUGAAUGUAGACUCUGGUUGGCAGGGAAUCAAGGUUAUUCUCUCCGAUGCUAGUGUGCCUGGUGAAGGGGAGCAUAAGAUAAUGUCUUAUAUUCGCUUGCAAAGGAAUCUUCCAGGAUUUGAUCCUAAUACACGGCAUUGCUUGUAUGGUUUGGACGCAGACUUGAUAAUGCUGGCAUUGGCGUCACAUGAAGUUCACUUUUCAAUUCUAAGGGAGGAUGUCCGCAAAGAUAAAUCAAAAUAUAGAGGUCAACAGAAUAGGCAAGAUAUGUAUAGACAACAAGCAGGUAGGCACUCAAAAAAAGGGGAAGGAUGCGGCAAGGACUUGGAGAACUUAAUAUCAGAACAGAAGUUUCAGUUUCUUAAAGUAUGGGUACUCAGAGAUUAUUUGGGAUACGAACUUCAAAUUCCAGAUCCAACUGUCAAACUAGACCUGGAGCGACUGAUAGAUGAUUUUGUUUUCAUGUGUUUAUUUGUUGGAAAUGAUUUUCUUCCCCAUGUGCCAUCUUUGGAGAUAUCAGAGGGAGCCAUUGACUUACUGAUUGAUGUCUACAAGAAGGAAUUUGUCAAUAUGGGUGGCUAUCUUACUGAUUCUUGCCAGGUUAAUUUGGAGAGGGCGGGGCACUUUAUACAAGCCAUUGGUUCUUAUGAGAAUGCUGUCUUUAGGAAGCGUAUCCAGGUACAGAAGCAUUGGGGGAUACACAUGCAACGCCCUACAUUAAAUUUGGCUGUUCAGCAGAAUCAGGACAAAAGUAACCAUGUACAAGCCAAGACCCUUUCUGUGGUUGAUAAGGUUAAAUUAGGAGAAGAGGGCUGGAAAGAGAGAUACUAUUUGGAAAAAUUUGAGGUUCAAACCGAAGAAGAUUGCGUCAAAAUUCAAAGGGAUGCGGUCUUGAAAUAUGUUGAAGGAAUAUGUUGGGUCAUGCAUUAUUACUACCAAGGAGUGUGCUCCUGGCAAUGGUUUUAUCCUUAUCACUAUGCUCCAUUUGCAUCUGAUUUUCAUGAUCUUGACCGAUUGAAAAUCCACUUCACAAUUGGCAAGCCCUUCAAGCCUUUUGAUCAGCUAAUGGGUGUCCUUCCAGCUGCAAGUGCACAAGCACUUCCCUUUUCUUACAGGAAGUUGAUGACAGAUCCAUUGUCCCCUAUUUUAGACUUCUAUCCUAGUGAUUUUGAGCUUGAUAUCAAUGGGAAGAGGCAUGCUUGGCAGGCUGUUUGUAAGCUGCCAUUUAUUGAAGAGAGCCGUCUUCUAUCUGAGAUUGCAAAUGUUGAAGAUACUUUAACGGUUGACGAAAAGCACAGAAACAGUCUCGGCCUUGAUAUGUUGUUUGUUUACUUGUCACAUCCUCUAGCAACGAAGAUCCCUGCUUUUUGUGCAAGGAACAAGGACAAUCCAAAGUUGCCAAAGGCUAAAGUGAAAAGGAAAAUCAAUCCCAAGUUCAGUCAUGGAAUGAAUGGAUUCAUAUAUCUUUCUGAUAAGCCUGUAUGUCCUGUUGAGAUCUAUCCACCCGUUGAGGACAUGGAUGUGAUAACAGAUAAUAAAGUCAUAUCUGUGUUUUAUAAAGUCCCUUCUUUCCAUCCUCACAUUCCUAAGCCACCAAAAGGAGUAAUAAUGCCUAGAAAGGUUAUCUCUGAGGAUGGAGUCCAGCCUCAACCUUUAUUAUGGCACGAGAAGACAGCUGUUGCUGAACACAGAUAUUCUAGAAGGUACAUACCCCACAAUUCUGUAUCAGGACCUCGUUUGGCAAAAUUGGCUCAUCAGCUUGUAUCAGAAAACUGUUUCCUGAAGCACCAAGUGAAUGGAGAUGGUGGCAAUGAUAGCCACAGUAAGAAACGAAAGAAGCCGCGUAGUGCUGAUAGAAAGAAGCGUACCGGUGCUGAAAGAAAGAAGCGGAAGAAGCAAAGACAAGAGACAGUAGUGUGCUAGCUUCGUUGGAACCACCAAGCAUUACGCCAAGCCUUUCCUUGAUGAUUAUUGGUGUCAACUUGUAGUUAACGUUGAGUGUCAUUUGCUUAUUGCAUCAAAUUAGGAUAGAGGCCUCGGCAGGAUGAUGAGGAGGGCCUAAAUACGAGGCUGAUCUCCACGUAGAUCUGGUGACACAAGAGAAAUCCCACAAAAGUGCGAAGGGUGUAAUAACUUAUAGCUCCUAAUUCAUUUUGUCAUUCUACUUUUCCUUUUCAAUCUUAUUUAUUCUUCUGUAAUUUGCAUAUGCUUAUUAGUUCCAAAUUUUGAUUCUAAAUUAUUCAUCAUUAGUUGCAAGAUCA